AAAGCUUGAAUCGUCAUUCGGAGCCCACCCACCUACAGAUCACCCAGGUCAGUAGCAGAUUAAGAGAUUUGAAUGCUCUCUACUGUAACCUGGUGGAGCAGGCACACAUGCAGGCAUUGAAGCAUCAGGACACAAUUGAAAAACACAGUCUGUCUGUGGCUUUUUAAAUCCUUCACAAAAAGACCCGUGGCUUCAGCUGCUGACAGCACAUGUCACUUUCUAACAUGCAUUGAGACAAACAGAGGGUCUGGUCAAUAGGAAGAAAGGGAGGAUGAAUGAGUGACAAAAUAAUGUUAGAGCACGGAGGCCCAGCUCAUGACUGAACGUAUGGCUUUUUUUGAAGGGUGCUCUCUGAACAGAAAUUAUCAGUAGGGUAUACAUUGCAUCAUUGUUGGAAAGACAGAAAAUGAGUACUCCAAGCUUAAACUGCAACAGACAUGUAGGACACUGCACUGAGAUAUCCAUGGUGUGUCUAACAGACUUUGAAUUAUAUGCUAAGGAACAUCUACCAAAAGCAACUUGGGACUACUACGCAGCCGGAGCAGAUGAGUGCUGCACAAGGGACGACAACCUUCUUGCAUAUAAAAGAAUUCGCCUGCGACCCAGAAUGCUGAGGGAUGUCUCAAUCAGUGAUACGAGAACGACGGUUCAGGGCACAGAAAUAAGCUUCCCGGUGGGUAUUGCUCCUACUGCAUUCCAUUGCUUGGCCUGGCCAGAUGGAGAAAUGAGCACAGCAAGAGCAACAGAAGCCAUGAACACCUGCUACAUCACUAGCACUUAUUCUACCUGCUCAGUGGAGGAGAUUGUCACUGCCGCUCCUACUGGCUACCGCUGGUUUCAACUUUACGUCUACCGAAAUCGCAAAGUCUCAGAGCAGAUUGUCCACCGGGUUGAAGCACUCGGCUAUAAGGCUUUGGUUCUUACUGUGGAUGUUCCUUACACUGGAAAAAGAAGAAAUGAUAUUCGGAAUCAAUUCAGACUGCCACCACACCUCAAAGUAAAAAAUUUUGAUGGAGUGUUUGAGGAAAACAAUGGUCCUGAAGAAUAUGGAGUUCCAGCAAACACUCUGGACCCAUCUAUCAGCUGGAAAGAUGUCUACUGGCUACAGUCCUUGACCCGUCUGCCCAUUAUCAUUAAGGGAAUUUUGACCAAAGAGGAUGCAGAGUUAGCUGUGGAGCAUGGUGUUCAGGGCAUCAUUGUAUCUAAUCAUGGAGGAAGACAGUUAGAUGGCGGACCUGCCACGAUAGAUGCCCUUUCAGAAAUAGUAGAUACCGUUCAAGGCAGAAUUGAAGUGUAUUUAGAUGGAGGAAUUCGUACUGGAAGUGAUGUUUUGAAGGCACUGGCACUCGGAGCCAAGUGUGUUUUUAUUGGAAGGCCUGUAGUUUGGGGACUCGCGUAUAAAGGAGAAGAUGGAGUCAGAGAGAUUUUACAAAUUCUCAAUGAUGAAUUUCGCUUGUCAAUGGCACUUGCAGGCUGCAGAAAUGUUUCAGAGAUCAACAGGAACUUGAUCCAGUUCUCCAGGCUAUAAGAGAAUUUACAGACUUUUCAAUUAAAUUUGAAAAACUGCAACACAUGAGGAACAAAAUGUGUAAUGUAGUUUUAAUAAGUCUACUUAAUAAUUUAUUUAAUUUUGGGCAGAAACAUUGCCUGGUAAAAAAGGGAUUUAGUACCACCAGUUGAUGUGUACUAUGGAUCGUAUCUGCUGAUUCAUAAAUAGAGAGGCAGAGCUAACAGGCUUGCCGUAUUAAAAUGAAUUUCAGCUUAUCUUCUGGUGAGUGCCUCGUAGUAUUUGAAUUGAAAGAAAAGUUAAAGAAAAUAAAGGGGAUAGUCUUUUUUAUUAUAAGGUACAGAUAUUGAAGCAUAUUAUACUUAAAUUUAGUAAAAACAAACAUUUUACAUGUUUGAUUGAAAUAAUCAUUUUCCUUACAUUUACAUAGGAAAAACCAAGUGCAAAUUGUAUUCAAAAAUAAAUUAAAAGUGUAGAAUGACACUGCCAUUCAAAUGUUUCCAGCAUAGUAUACAUCAUUGCCAAAAAAACGUAACAAAUACAAAUGUUAAUGCAAAAUAAAAAAUGCCUUUGUAAUUC
This is a messenger RNA of Polypterus senegalus (gray bichir), 2086 nucleotides long. RefSeq names its product hydroxyacid oxidase 2 (long chain) (gene hao2). Gene Ontology annotation, molecular function: FMN binding; oxidoreductase activity. Lineage: Eukaryota; Metazoa; Chordata; Cladistia; Polypteriformes; Polypteridae. The transcript has 9 exons. The coding region runs from base 407 to 1528 and encodes 373 amino acids. The record is from RefSeq and is a predicted model, not a curated record.